Messenger RNA from Paramisgurnus dabryanus, 3633 nucleotides. It is a transcript of the gene slc2a3b, whose product is annotated as solute carrier family 2 member 3b. Gene Ontology annotation, cellular component: basolateral plasma membrane; plasma membrane; apical plasma membrane. The record is from RefSeq and is a predicted model, not a curated record. NCBI's taxonomy places the organism in Eukaryota, Metazoa, Chordata, Actinopteri, Cypriniformes, Cobitidae. Gene Ontology annotation, biological process: response to insulin; dehydroascorbic acid transport. Gene Ontology annotation, molecular function: D-glucose transmembrane transporter activity.
AGUACCAAAGAAGGUAAUUCACAGGGGCGCGUGUCUUAAUGCCUCACGAGCUGCCUACAGAGACGGCAUCACAGGCGAAUACAUGCGCAUAUGAUGCCUAAAACGUUUUCUAGUCAUUAUUACUGAAACUUCUAGGCUACGUCACAACCUAGAACGUGCUGGUGCUCGCGUCUCAAUCUCUCAUAAAUCCACGAGUGUUGCUCCGAGAGGUUUAAUUGAAGUGUUGGUCAUCAGCGACUGAACGUCAUCUGCAGAAAACCUGAACAGUCAUUUGCAAAUUUGGAAUUUGAACAUUUUUGUUUGUGAGCUACGCACAGUUUCAUUGGAAGAAGAGGAAGACCAGCAGACAUCAGUAGCGAAUUUCUGUUGCAACAUAAAGCAGGAUGGAGAAGAUGAAAGAUGGCAAGGGGAAGCAGGUGACGUGUUUUCUCAUGUACUGUGUGUCAACAGCAGUCAUCGGCUCGCUGCAGUUUGGCUACAACACAGGAGUCAUCAAUGCACCGGAUGAGAAAGUGAAAAACUUCUUCAAAAAUGUGACUUUGGUUCGUACCGGAGUGCCCAUGCAUCCCUCUACUGUCACAACAGUAUGGAGUAUUGCCGUUUCUAUCUUCAGUGUCGGUGGGAUGAUCGGCUCUGUCUGCGUUGGUGCUUUGGUUAAUAAGCUUGGGAGACGGAGGUCCAUGCUGCUGUGCAACAUCCUGGCUGUGAUUGGUGGAGGGCUAAUGGGUUUAUCCAACUAUUGCAAGUCCUAUGAAAUAUUGAUAUUGGGUCGUCUGGUGAUUGGUGUGUUCUGUGGACUGUGUACAGGGUUGACGCCCAUGUACGUUGGUGAAAUUGCACCAACUGCACUGCGGGGAGCUUUUGGUACCCUUCACCAGCUAGGGGUGGUCAUCGGCAUCUUGGUGGCACAGAUCUUUGGUUUGGAGUCAUUGCUGGGAUCUCAGACAUUGUGGCCAUUGCUGCUGGCUUUGACAACCCUGCCUGCAGUAGUACAAUGCAUUAUGCUGAUUUUCUGUCCAGAAAGUCCUCGCUACCUGCUUAUCAAUCUGAACCAGGAAGAUAAGGCACGACAAGUGCUGAUUAGUCUUCGUGGACAUUCAGAUGUGGAGGAUGAUAUUCGUGAGAUGAAGGAAGAAGCCUUAAAGAUGUCUACGGAGAAGAAGGUGUCCAUCCCAGAGCUGUUCCGUAACGCCUCUUACCGACAGCCCAUUAUCGUCGCCAUAAUCCUGCAGCUUUCCCAGCAGCUCUCUGGUAUCAACGCUGUGUUUUAUUAUUCAACAGAUAUCUUUAGGAGUGCAGGUAUCACUGGGCCUAUCUUUGUCACUAUUGGAGCAGGAGCAGUCAAUACUGUCUUCACUGUGGUUUCUCUCUUCCUGGUAGAGAGAGCCGGCAGAAGAACCCUUCAUUUGAUUGGAUUGGCUGGAAUGGCUGUCUGUGCUUUAAUCAUGACCAUUUCUCUUAAACUAGUGGUGAACCCUGUAACGGUGGAAGCUGGACUGGCUCAAAAUAGCACAGCCAUACCAACAACUGAAGUAGGAACUUCUGCAGUCAGCAUUUUGGCCAUUGUAGCAGUCUUUGGAUUUGUGGCUAGUUUUGAGAUGGGACCUGGACCGAUCCCAUGGUUCAUAGUUGCAGAGUUAUUCGCUCAGGGUCCACGGCCAGCAGCCAUGGCCGUGGCUGGAUGCUCAAAUUGGACCUCCAACUUCCUUGUUGGACUGCUGUUCCCACAACUAUUGAACCUGUGUGGUCCGUACGUGUUUAUCAUCUUUUUCGUUCUCCUCAUCUUCUUCUUCGUCUUUACCUACUUCCGGGUUCCUGAGACCAAGGGACGGACCUUUGAGGACAUUGCCAGUGGAUUUGCCAAUACUGCAGGUUCUAACCCUCCAGACUAUUCCUCUCCAGACAGUGUAGUCACUCGACCAACAUCCACAUCAUCAGAAAAAGUACAAAUGGCUAACUUGAAUAGAGAGUCCGUAACAAAUCCAUAGAAAAGCCCAUAACGAAGACACAUGUAUGAUGCUUAAUUAUUAGACAUUAUGAAAGAUGUAAUAGACCCUUUUACUGUUUGUACACAAUGAUGACGUGGCAGCGUAUGCGCGCGCAUUUAGGCAACGGAAGUAUGGUAAGAAUCAGCAGCAGUGAAGCAGCACAGACCUAGAAAGUUAUUUAAAAAGUUGACUUUAUCAACUUUUUUAACACAGCUACCAGAUCCGUGUACUAUAGUGGAGUGGAUAGAAGACGUUAGCAGAUGGCCAAAAAUAAAGUUGCCAUAUACAUAUAUACGUAUAUUGAUGCUGGGAAACUGUUUUAAUAAACUUUCUGAGUUCCUAACACGUUAGAACCACUGGGGAACAACACCACUUCUGUUGCCAAAAUGCGCGCGCCGACUAUUUGAUCACGUGGGCUGUAAAAGGGUCUAUAGCUUAAAGCAAGGACAUCAUGUGACACAGGAGGUUUAUCAUUUUUCUUACACAUCAGCACUUACGGAUGUGUGAUGAUGGAGAAUGAUUUCUCAGGGUGUGUAAAAAAAUAAUUCCAUAUGCACACAAUUGAUCUUAUUAUUGUAUACUGAUAUUUAUCAAUUUGACAAAACUAUAGAUGUUACACAGUUUUUAAACAACAAUUGGAUAACAGGGAUUCUAAUCCUAAAAAGGGAUUUUUGCCGCAAUGCCUAGAAGAUCCUUUUGGUCAAAAGAUCAAGCUCUAUUGUUACCUUUUUAUAGACUGAAUAACACUUUAACAUUUGUGGUACAAAAAGGUCAAACUUAUUUUAUGAUACAACACAGCCAAAAAUGGUUCUUCUGUGGCAUCAUGUAGCACCUUUAUUUUUAUACGUUUAAGGUAUUGUGAAUAAUACAAAGAGCAAACUGAUUUUAAAGCACUUAUUGCCCCAGUAUUUUGUUGUUGUUGUUAAACCAGUUUAUGUAGUUAAUAUAACGUCCUGCUGAUAGUAUGAAAUAUGUGUUUAAAUAGUGUUAUUCAUCCCUAAAGUAUUUAGCAUGACAUGUUAUCACUCAACAUCACUGAAUGGUAAUGCAUACUAAUGCAAAAUCAUUUGGCGAUGAUCACAGAUUCAGUGUUUAACAUGAGCAAACGUGCAUCCUGCAUGUCAUGAGUUUUACAAAGUUCACACCAAAAGUGUUUCUUGUUUGAAUGUAAUUAACAUACUGUAAUGUUGAUAUGUAUUUUGUUAUAUUUAUGGCUUUUAUAAUGUUGUUAAACAUUUCUGAAGACUGAAACAUUUAUUUUUUUUAUAAUGGCAUGAGAACUUUUAUUUAAGUUUUGUUUGAGAGAAUAAUAUAACUAAGCGGCACAUGUGUAUUACAAACAAUUGAUGUGAUAUCAUGUGACUGAUUGCAUCAUCUCUUUGGUAUUCUGUACAAUAUAACUCUGAUCUCAGUGUGUCAUAGCAAAACUGCUCUUGAAAUCUGUGUUUCACCCAGUACAUCAUCCAACAAAUUAUUUUCAGUAUUAUCUUACAUUCACAAUUUCCAUUUGUAAUCCACAAUCAUGUGAUAGUUACUGUAUAACUAAUAAUAGUUUUUGAAUUAUUUCUGGGAACUGUGCAGUUGUGUAUUUUGUAUGCACUUUAUUUGUUUUGUAACUCUGAAUGAUUAAAAACCUUGUUUGGAA